Messenger RNA from Baudoinia panamericana UAMH 10762, 657 nucleotides. RefSeq lists its product as uncharacterized. The record is from RefSeq and is a predicted model, not a curated record. Lineage: Eukaryota; Fungi; Ascomycota; Dothideomycetes; Mycosphaerellales; Teratosphaeriaceae. The transcript has a single exon. Bases 1 to 657 code for a protein of 218 amino acids.
AUGACGCAGCUGUCAAAGACCUUCCUGGUGCUAGGAGGGACAGGUGGAACCGGCAAGCAUUUCAUCACCUUGGCCUUGCAAGAUGGCCAAUACGUUCGUGCACUUGUCAGGACACCCUCCAAACUCCCGACCGAGCCAAGUGGCAACCUCGAAGUAGUGCAAGGCUCCAUCACCGACGACGAGGUUGACACCGACAGGCUCGUCAAGGGAGUCGACUACGUUAUCGCGAUGCUCGGCGACAGAGAAGCUCAAGAGACCACCAAGAUCUGCACAGCAUUCGUCAAGAAGCUCGUCCCUUCAAUGCGCAAGCACGGGGUCAAACGCUUUCUCUACCAAGCUGGAGCACUAGGCAGGCCGUACAGAGGCUCUCUUGGUGUUAGUCUCUGGGCGUUUCGGAAUAUCGUCGCUCGCAGCUAUGACGGUCAGCAUAAAGAUAACGAAGCCGUUCAUGACUACCUGUUGACGGAAGCGAAUGAUAUCGAGUGGAUGAUCCAUCGUGCCGGAAUCGGUGGGGAUGGUCCUUCCAAGGGCCGUCUGGAGCGCUCAAAGACAACCCCCAACAUUGGUACCUUUGAGGACUGUGCGAAGUACAACUAUCGUACAAUCAUGGAUGAGUCGGCGGUGCAUACUUGUGAUUACAGCUGCUAUGGCAAGUGA